AUGGCUACUGAAAAUUGGCAAGUGGUGGGUGACAUCACCUGCAACCCAAAAUACCUAGGUCUUGUUCAACCUGAAAAGGAGCUGCCUAACACCAAAUUCUUGAUGGAUUUCAAUGUCAAGAUAAGGCGCGCGCAGUCUACUGUUUUGGAGGAUGAUGAAGAAAUUGUAGAAGAGAAGAAUCUGCGCUCAGUCGAACUUGAGUACAAUCCACAUAGCAUGUGGGUUGCCAUAAAUAAAGAGCUUCAAGACCUGCAAGUUCCAAUCCAAGUUCGUGCAGCCAUUGAAGAUCCAAUACUCAAGGGAACCAGAGUCGCACGAGCCGAUAGCUCUUAUGACGCUCGCAAGUAUCUGCAUAUGGAGGUGGCUAUCGAUUUUCGUGUUGGCGUUUUUGAUGGUAUUGGUGAAUAUGAGCCUACGUUUGUGCCGGCAAGUGAAGCGUCCAUUAAGAAACUGAAGAAGACAAGAGCCGAAGUGUCGUCGACAAUGUGCACGGUUUGUAUGGAGGAGAUGAUGGUUGGUUCGGAAGCGACUCGUAUGCCUUGUUCCCAUCUUUACCAUGAGAGUUGCAUUGUAGAGUGGCUGCAGAAAAGUGGGGUUUGCCCAUCCUGUAGGUUCCUCAUGCCCACUGAUGAUGAUGAAUGA
This is a messenger RNA of Rosa rugosa (rugosa rose), 642 nucleotides long. RefSeq lists its product as uncharacterized. Lineage: Eukaryota; Viridiplantae; Streptophyta; Magnoliopsida; Rosales; Rosaceae. Gene Ontology annotation, molecular function: ubiquitin protein ligase activity. The transcript has a single exon. Gene Ontology annotation, cellular component: cytoplasm. Gene Ontology annotation, biological process: protein ubiquitination. The record is from RefSeq and is a predicted model, not a curated record. Bases 1 to 642 code for a protein of 213 amino acids.